Stegastes partitus (bicolor damselfish) is the source of this 2841-nucleotide messenger RNA. Its product is annotated as WASH complex subunit CCDC53 homolog. The record is from RefSeq and is a predicted model, not a curated record. The coding region runs from base 469 to 1155 and encodes 228 amino acids. The transcript is spliced from 14 exons. NCBI's taxonomy places the organism in Eukaryota, Metazoa, Chordata, Actinopteri, Pomacentridae.
AGCGCUGCAGCUUCAUAACAGCCGGCGACGCUCUGAAGCGAGCAGUCACACCUUCGAGGUGUUUGUGUGGAGCACUUUGAGCUUUUCCACUUUCCACCAGCAGUUUGAGACAAAGAGCUGAAGCGGCCUCCAGUCAGCGCUCACCGCAGCACAAACGUGAACUUUAAUGGUAGCCGGCUGGUUAGUUUUAAAUCUCUUCCUCAGAGUCAUAGCUUGUGGCGGGAGCUUGAAGGCUUCUGGGAGGUGAUUGGGUGCAGCGAUGACGGCGAGGCAGUGACGAAGACGAAUCACCAGCUCAUCGUCGAGGAAGAAGCAGCAAAGUUGUCCUCAGAAAUGGCGUCUGUUCGGUUACAGUAGUCGACCCAUGUGGACCAGAUACUGAGGAGGAGACGCCGAAGCUUCACCAAUCCUCCAUCACCGAACCAACCGUCGGUCCGAUUGCCGUUUCUCCUCAGGUGUCGAUGAACCAUGGACGCCUCCUGGCUCUGUGCCCUCGUGUCUGUCGCCAUUUUCAUCGCCGUCGUCCUCCUCGCCGUCACCUGUCUGGACUGUAGGAACAAAAACCCGCUGGCCUCCAUCAGGGAGACCGCUUCAGAGGAGUACGUGUCACCCAGUUCAUUCAUAGUCAUCCAUCCAUAUGCAGCCCAGCCAGUUACUGACCUAACCUCCAUCCGCUUGCCCUCCAACCAUCUGUCACCAUCCCCAAAUCCAGCUCAGUGGCGACCUCGACCCCACCCCCCAUCAGAAAUCGAGAGCACUCCAAGUUAUGAGAAUCCAGGCAUUGAAUCUGAACCUUUGGAGAGCGACGCUGACGAUGCCGGAUCCGGAUACAUAAUUGUGUUGCCUGAAGGACAACCCUCGACGCCCAGUUCAGGUAGAGAUGUUCCACACGACUACGAGAACGUAUCACCACCUGGUAGUAGGGCAGAGUCGGAGAACGACGACUAUCAGAAUGUGACGCCGCUGCCCUGUAAAGAAUCAGACUUACACUGGCAUCUAGCUUCGAUUGGUCCAUCAGUGCCGAUGUCAGUGCCGAUGUCGCCUAUAAGCGACAGCGACAGCAACAACGACAGCGACAACGACGACGAUGAUGAGGAUGACGACGACGACGAAUCAGGGAACUACGUAAACCAACAACCUAUGAUCUUCCGCUAACCAGGUGCAUGAUGGGACGACUGACUGACUGAGCUUCUUCACCGACAUCUUCAUUCUUCUUCCUUCACGAAACUGCUGACGGUGUUUAUUUAAAGAGCUGAAUGGCUGAGAAGUGUUUCCUCACAUGGAGAACUGGGUCAUAAUUUUCCAUUUCUUGUCCAAACAAAAGUGAGAUUUUGUCGGUGUUUUCAUUCUUUACACAGCAGGAAGUAAAAUAAAACACAACCAGGAGCCUAAAACUGUGCAGAUGAUGAACAUCACAGACAGAAAAAAAUCUUCCCUGAAACUAGAAGAUGUGCUCUUUGUCAGUAAACGCCAUGAGUCUGAUGUAAGGUCACUGAAAAAGUCUGUUUGGAAGUUGCCUGAGAAUCUUCCUGAUUUUAGAUUUCUUCAGCGAUGCAGUGGCAGAAGUCUGUACAUCCAGACUCACUGCCAACAGACACUUCUGCUCAUUUUAUUACAGAUGGUUCUACAAAAUGAGAACAAAUCCAGGCUGAGAACAGCAGUACCGCCCCAAACCAUUCAUUUCCGUGCCAAAGUUUGAUUUAUACUGAAUAGCUAGUUAACCAACACGUUUCUUCUGGCUGGUAAUGACAUAAACAAGUGAUGAAAGGUGGGUUUUUUGUACUAGAAAUGUUCAAAAUGAUUCCUCCCCUUUCUCAGUAAUUGAUGUUCUCAUCUUGAUUUGUCACCACAUUAAAUGGUUCUUCGGGUCUUACUUGCUAUUCCUCUGAUCUUUGUUUCCCUUUUACUUCAAGAUUUGUGGCAGAUUUCAAAGUACUGAUAUUUUUGAACAUGAUAUUUUUAGUAGUGUAAAAAACAACAACAUAAAAAUAGUUCAAAUACUUCAUUGACAUCUAACACAGUGUCUUACUGGGUUUUGUCACGUAUUCAUUUCAAUUCCAGAAACAAAAAAAAACAACCUGUUGGUCAAAUAAAACAUCGCAAUAGAUUCAAAACCUUGAACAGAACCAAGAACCAAGUAGUUAACUAGUUCAUCCGCUGCCGAAAAUAGUCCCCAAAAGAGGCAACAUUUCCUCAGGUUUCCUUGUUUUCAGGAAAUCUUUAUUUUCUUUGGUCAGCAGAUUAACAGAAACUGUUGGAAAGUCACUUCACGUCUUUAACCAGACGAACUGGUGGCUAAAGGACAAAAACUCACACCGGCCUGUUGAUCAUGAUUCCUGCCGCACAGUUUCAUGUUUACUUUCCUCAAAUAUUAGAUGUUUUCCUGCAAACGUGAAAUUUCACGUUCAGGAAAAAUAUUUGUUUAGUUGAACGAGUCACCAUCCGAAUUCAACCUGAGUCCUACAGGUUGGAAACACUAAAUUAAAAUUCAGAAUGAUGUGUUUUAGAUUUUAGUCUCAACGACUCAGUGAAAAUCCACCAACAUGAAAAGUAUUCCUUGUAUCCGGUGUCCAAUGUUUCAAUUCAUUUUAGUUUGUUCUUUUUUGACCGUUUCACCUUUUAUUUCCUACAGGCUGAUUUUUUCCUCCACAGAAAGGAGAGCGGCCAUGUUUGAGCUUUACUUUGACUUUACUGACAAUCCUGAGAAUGUCUUGAUUCGCAAAUGAUGUAUUUAUGUGUUGUUGCCUUGGUUACUGUUGUCUCCAGGUCUAUAAUCCUGCUGUGUGAACAUAAAAUGUUUUUAAGCAACUAAAAAUAAACCUUAAAAAAAAAAAACUUGAA